Ostreobium quekettii is the source of this 435-nucleotide messenger RNA. The record is from the annotation of a GenBank genome assembly. NCBI's taxonomy places the organism in Eukaryota, Viridiplantae, Chlorophyta, Ulvophyceae, Bryopsidales, Ostreobiaceae.
AUGCUGAGGCAGGUCCGCACCCAGGUCAGCACGGCAGAGAGGAGGAGCGUGUCGAUCGCCCAGGCCAGCAACAUGCCACAGCAGGCGGCGGCAAGUGCAGCGGCCCCAUCGCAGCCAUUGAGCAUCCCGCUGUCGCAAGGCCAGGGGCAGAGCCAGACGCAGAGCCCAGUUCAUGGACAGGGCCAGCCGGAAUCCCAGGCCUCGGUGGCGAUGCUGAGCCCCCUGAACCAGAACAUGAUGCUCAGCCUGGGUGGGCAGAGCGCCCCCAGUGCAGUCUUGCGCUGGGCAACAAUGUCGGGGGGCCCAAUCCUUGCGUCCCAGAUGCAGAUUCUGCAGACGGCAGCGCUGGCCAACAGGUCCCUGCCACAGGCCAUGGGCGACCCACUGAUCCUGAGGCCCAGUCUGGAAACUUCAUUGUGCUGGGCGGCUCAGUGA